Messenger RNA from Zingiber officinale, 728 nucleotides. RefSeq names its product dirigent protein 24-like. NCBI's taxonomy places the organism in Eukaryota, Viridiplantae, Streptophyta, Magnoliopsida, Zingiberales, Zingiberaceae. The coding region runs from base 16 to 684 and encodes 222 amino acids. The transcript has a single exon. The record is from RefSeq and is a predicted model, not a curated record.
CGAGCCAAUAUCAUUAUGCUUAAGUUCAUCUACCCCUUCAAGCCUCUAUUAUUAGUGUUUCUCAUUUGGUUCUCCAUCAAAAUCGAUAUAUCUAUCUCCAUGAGGAUCUUAAGCCAUAAGACAUCGACUUUCACCACCAAUGGUGUCCAAACCAUAACAUUCCUAAUGAAUGACAUAUUGGGUAGUGGUCAGAGUUCCUCGAAGCUACAUUCGGGGAGUAACGAUCUACUUCAACCGCCAAAGCCGAUGAACAUUCCAAUUGAGAGCAAACCUCUUCAAACCUAUCUAACUAACGGUUGGUUGCCAAUCCUUGCAAGGUCACAAGCGUUGGAGGUAGGAAAGAUGGCGAUAAUCAAUGAGAAACUCAUGGGCGAUCUCAAGCUCGAACAACCUCAAUUGGGGCAGGUGCAAGGAUUAUAUGUGACUAGAAUGGAGGGUGGUAAUAAUAACUUUAUGGUGACCCUACGAGUCUCAUUCACAAAUGUUGAAUCGGAGGAAAGUUUGAAUCUCUUUGGAGCUUAUCAACCAGCUCUACCGGAGUCGCACAUUGCUGUAGUCGGCGGCACCGGGAGGUUUGAAGAUGCAAAUGGUGUAGCAAUACUGAAGGCCGUAGAAUUGACGGAUAAUAUCGACAAUAAAAGAAUGCACUUUAGAGUUCUCGCUGUGGAUGUGUAUUUCAUGUAAUGCAAUGCAAACAUGUUUUUGGUUUUGAACAAUCAAGAUAAAUA